Penaeus indicus is the source of this 1988-nucleotide messenger RNA. Its product is annotated as programmed cell death protein 7-like. NCBI's taxonomy places the organism in Eukaryota, Metazoa, Arthropoda, Malacostraca, Decapoda, Penaeidae. The record is from RefSeq and is a predicted model, not a curated record. The transcript has 7 exons. Bases 7 to 1770 code for a protein of 587 amino acids.
ACUAGCAUGGAUACGAAUAGAGUUCCUCCACCAGUGGUCACAAAUGGGGCCCCAUCACCUGUAGAACUGAAUAAUGGAAUGAAUAGAGUUCCUGCACCUGUAGGAUUCAACAGAGGUCCUCCACCAAUGGGUCAUGGGCCCCUGCCCAUGUAUUUUAACAGAGGGCCACCACCGAUGGAAAUGGCUGGACCACAACCAUAUGUAGGAUUUAACAGGGGGCUGCCUCCACCACUCAGGGGACCUCCACCUUUUGGUUUGAAUAGAGAACCACCACCUCUAGGGUUUAGCACUCCACCUCCACCAAGAGGAGCACCUCCUCCCCCAGGAAUACAGAUGCCAUUAGGAUCCUCACCACAAUUAGGACAUAGUAACAUUCAGUUUGACAGCUUCAGCAACAUUCCACAAAACCGUGACCAGCUGCCAGCACAUCUACAAUCAACUGAUGAUGGAAAUGGCAGUACACAGAGUAAUCUUCUGCCACCUCAUCUCCAUCAUAACCCACCAAAGAGAACAUUCCAAGGAGAACAUUUCACUGUAAAUGACUUCAUCCAGCCUCCACCACCCUCCACUGUGUAUCCACCUAUUCCUCAUGCAUACCAGGGUCAUGCAAGUAUCUCUAGCCAGCAGUAUUACAAUAAAGGGCACAAUACCGCUUGGCAUGGUGGCCCAUCACCCAGUUCUAGUAGCACCGAAUCAUCUACUUAUCAAACCGAUAUUGGAGAAGAAACUGAUGGGUUAGAUGAAGACCAGAAGUGGAUAAAUAACUUUGAGCAAAGAAUCAUGCAAAGAUGCCAAGUACAGCCAGCCAGGAAGAACCUGCCAACUAAUGCUGUGAAGCUCUCAGAUGUACAGGAGAUGAUCAGGAAAUUCAGGACUUUAACUCGAAGACUAGAGGAGCUUCGAGAUGAGAUGAGAGAGAACUCUGACAUAGCAGAUGAUCAUAUGUGGAAUAGUUUGGUUAUGGAAGCUGAGGAUAUUAAGGAAAAGAUCUUCAAAAUUGAGAACCAUUUUCAAGACAAAGAAUUCAUCAGUUUAGUACAGCAUUUGAUAAGCCGCAGACAAAACAAAAGAAAAAAGAUCAAGAAACAGAAGGAGAGGAUGAAACGUGACAAAGAGGAGUUGAAACUGGCAUGGCAAAGGGAAGAGGAAAAGAUUGAUGUUUGGAGGGAGAAACUAGAGGAACAAGAAAAAGAAAAGAGAAGGGAAAAGGCUGUAGAACUAGAAGCAGAUAGUAUAUUGGGAGAGGUCCGGCAGAAGCAGACAGAGGCCUCUCGCAUGCAGCAGCUGUUAGAAUCCCUGACAACCCUGCGGCAGGCAAGGAUUAAUAAAGGUGCUUCCCAUGGUUAUCUGUCAACUCCAACAGAUGAUCUGCAUUUUUCUUCAACCAAAAAAGGCAUCGGUGAGGUGGUAGCAACCCAGGUUAAGGAAUACCAGCUAGAGGAACAAACACUUCGGGUUAUGAUGGGUGAAAGUGCAGCCCAGAAACCUUCUGACGGGAAUGAGGUAAAUGCUGCUGUUAGUAAGAGAGAGGCAUCAAUGAGAAAGCUGCUUUUUGGUGACUUUACUCCAAUCAACCCAGAUAUAAUGAAGGAGUUUACUGCUGCAGAUGACAACUGGGAAACACUUUUGCAAAGAAGGUUCGAAUGGGAUCAGUAUGGUACAGAGGAGAACACGCCCCUUGCCACUUCCAUUCCCAUUAACUGGGUGAUUCCUCCAAUGCACCCUUCAGAGGACUGGGCACAGUAUCAGAACAAAGCUGCUUUGUGUUAGAGUAGUGAAUUGUGACUCAGACAAGACCAUAAAAAAUUAAUUUCUUCAGGUUUUGAUACAUUUCUUUCAUCUAGUUAUAUUAUUUUGGAAAUUUAAGUUUGACUACAUUCUUUGUGCUUAUCUACAGAUUACUUCCAUGUGAAAUAUAGUGGUUCUCUUUAGAUAUAUACUCAAGGAAAGUGUGGUUUAGUCUUGUGAAAUAAACUGACUGAUUGUUA